Messenger RNA from Haliotis rufescens (red abalone), 1742 nucleotides. Its product is annotated as tubulin alpha-1C chain-like. The transcript is spliced from 3 exons. NCBI's taxonomy places the organism in Eukaryota, Metazoa, Mollusca, Gastropoda, Lepetellida, Haliotidae. Gene Ontology annotation, molecular function: GTP binding; structural constituent of cytoskeleton. The coding region runs from base 137 to 1489 and encodes 450 amino acids. The record is from RefSeq and is a predicted model, not a curated record. Gene Ontology annotation, biological process: mitotic cell cycle; microtubule cytoskeleton organization. Gene Ontology annotation, cellular component: microtubule; cytoplasm.
CAGCUUGUCAACAUGAUGACAAGUUUAUAAGUAUCGGAGACAGGCAGACCCUGCCACUGUGGCUCACGUUCAGACAACUUUAAGGUUCGAGUGAGACGCUGGUUCUGUUGUAUUCAGAUCACCCUUGGUAUCAGCUAUGAGGGAAGUCCUAUCAGUCCACGUGGGACAAGCCGGAUGCCAGAUGGGCAAUGCAUGCUGGGAGCUGUACUGUUUGGAGCACGGUAUCCAGCCCGACGGUCAGAUGCCUUCUGACAAGACUCUCGGGCAUGGGGACGACUCCUUCAACACCUUCUUCAGCGAGACCGGCGCUGGGAAGCAUGUUCCGAGGGCCGUGUUCGUGGACCUUGAGCCAACUGUUGUAGACGAGAUCCGUACUGGCACCUACCGACAGCUGUUCCAUCCCCAGCAGCUGAUCACCGGCAAGGAGGACGCCGCCAACAACUACGCCCGUGGCCACUACACCAUCGGAAAAGAAAUGAUUGACCUGACCAUCGACCGGAUCCGGAAGCUGGCAGAUCAGUGUUCCGGUCUCCAGGGGUUCCUUGUGUUCCACAGCUUUGGGGGUGGCACAGGGUCUGGAUUCACCUCCCUGCUCUUCGAGCGGCUUAGUAUAGAGUAUGGGAAAAAGUCCAAGCUUGGGUUCUGUAUAUACCCAGCCCCACAGAUAUCAACAGCUGUGGUCGAGCCCUAUAACUCUAUCUUGACCACUCAUACGAGUCUAGAACACACAGACGUGUCUUUCAUGGUCGACAACGAAGCCAUCUAUGACAUCUGUCGCCGUAACCUUGACAUUGGAAGGCCAACCUACACCAACCUGAACCGUCUGAUUGGUCAGAUUGUCAGCUCCAUCACCGCCUCGCUCCGGUUCGAUGGCGCCCUGAACGUGGAUCUGACGGAGUUCCAAACCAACCUGGUGCCUUACCCAAGAGUGCAUUUCCCUCUGGCGAACCUUGCCCCCGUUAUCUCCGCUGAGAAGGCCUACCAUGAGCAACUGACCGUGGCUGAAAUCACCAAUGCUUGUUUCGAGCCCGCUAACCAGAUGGUCAAGUGUGACCCCCGUCACGGCAAGUACAUGGCUUGCUGUCUCCUAUACCGAGGUGAUGUUGUCCCUAAAGACAUCAACGCCGCUAUCGCUGCCAUCAAGACCAAGAGAACCAUCCAGUUCGUCGACUGGUGCCCGACUGGGUUCAAGGUCGGCAUCAACUACCAACCACCAACUGUUGUCCCCGGCGGUGACCUGGCGAAGGUCCAGAGAGCUGUCUGCAUGUUGGCAAACACCACGGCCAUCGCUGAGGCCUGGGCUCGUCUUGACCACAAGUUCGACCUGAUGUACGCCAAGCGUGCCUUCGUCCACUGGUACGUGGGUGAGGGUAUGGAGGAGGGAGAGUUCUCCGAGGCCCGUGAGGACUUGGCUGCCCUGGAGAAGGACUACGAGGAGGUUGGGACCAGCACCACGGACGAUGAUCUGGAGGAAGGAGAAGAGUACUAACGCCAGAUUACCCAGCCCCGCGCUUUUGCAUUGCUCGUUACCAUGGUUACUAACUACGUCACUUUGAGUUUUAUCGAAACCUUAUCACGGUGAUAUUGUGAUUGCGAGAAGAUUUGAAUAAACUCACCGGAGAGUUUUUGAAAAUAGAAAUUUCAGCAUAACGCAAAGUAGUGUUCGUGGUGCGUUCUGAAAGACUGUGACCCCUUGACAUUUUUAAAAUAUCAUUCUUUAAGAAUAAGAGGUAAGGACCAAA